Molecule: messenger RNA, 2053 nt
Organism: Drosophila bipectinata
Lineage: Eukaryota; Metazoa; Arthropoda; Insecta; Diptera; Drosophilidae
Gene: NaPi-T
Product: Na[+]-dependent inorganic phosphate cotransporter
Biological process (GO): transmembrane transport; monoatomic anion transport
Cellular component (GO): membrane
Molecular function (GO): transmembrane transporter activity
Source: RefSeq, a predicted model, not a curated record
UCGCAUGCUGGCUGGUUGAAGUUGAUGAGCGAUCACGAGCCGAGUUGCAGCAUAAUCCGCGAGAUCAGUGGCGCUUAUCAGUUGCGUGCGCUGCUCGGAUACGGAACGUCUGGAAGCCGACCCGGUCUGGCAUUCUAUUCCGGCUGCGGUCCGCAGCAGUUGGUUCUCGUCGGACGGAUAUACCCAGUUUCCUGAGCCGUCUCCAAAAAAGAAACCUUCACCAUGGCCGAAGUCACAGCCCGCACAGUGCUCUGGUACAUGACGUUCAUGGGUUUCAUUGUGAACUACAUGAUCCGGAUCAAUCUGAACAUCACCAUUGUGGACAUGAUUGUGGGCCACGGUGCACCAGCUGCUGCUAAUGCUUCCCUGGCGAACUCCUCUGCAUUGGCUGCUCUUCCGGAGAUCACAGAGAGAUCAUUCUCGCUGGAGCGCUGGUUUUUGGACUGGGCAAAUAUUCCGUACGAGAAGGAGGGCUUCCAGUGGACUGGGAAGCAGCAGGGUGCACUGCUCGGAUCCUUUUUCUGGGCUCACUGGACCCUGCAGAUUCCUGGUGGGAUCUUGGCCACCAAGUAUGGCACCAAGUUGAUUUUCGGCUGGGCCAAUGGCAUUGGUGUCUUUUGUUGCUUUUUGAUACCGAUUGUCUCCUACUGGAGUUAUACGGGAUUGAUAGCUCUUCGUGUCUUCCAGGGCUGGAUAACGGGUCUGGCCUGGCCAUCGAUGCACGUUCUCACUGCCAAAUGGAUCCCACCCAACGAGAGAAGCAAGUUCGUGAGCGCAUACUUGGGUAGCUCGGUUGGCGUGGCUUUGUUUUAUCCGAUCUUUGGUUACAUCAUCGACUGGACCAGCUGGGAGUGGGUGUACUAUAUCUGCGGCAUAGUGGGCACUCUCUGGUUUAUUGCCUGGCAGUAUCUUGUUUUCGACAGUCCUGCCGAGCAUCCUCGCAUUGCUGAUUCCGAGAGGCGUUACAUCGAAAAGUCCUUGGGAGCUUCCGUUCAGAAUUCCAGUCCUGGUCCUACCCCCUGGAAGGAGAUUGCCACUUCGCUCCCGGUAUGGUGCAAUGUGGUGGCUCAGUGGGGCGGUAUCUGGGGUCUCUUUACUUUGAUGACCCACGCACCGACCUAUUUCAGACUCAUCCAUCACUGGAACAUCCGAGCGACGGGAUUCUUGUCGGGAUUGCCACAUCUUAUGAGGAUGCUCUUCGCCUAUGUCUUCUCCAUGUUUGCCGACUAUCUGCUCCGUACGGAUCGCCUGAGUCGCACAAAUGUCCGGAAACUGGCCACCUUCACGUGCUGUGGUGUCAAGGGUCUGGUUGUCUUGGCUUUGGCUUACUUUGGUUACAAUGCCACUGCUGCCAUCGUGCUGGUGACUGUGGCCACCAUGUUCCAUGGCGCCGUGUCCUCGGGACCUUUGGCUUCCAUGGUGGAUCUGUCGCCUAAUUAUGCCGGCAUUGUCCUGGGUGUGAGUGGCAUGAUUGGGGGUCUGCCUGGUUUCAUUUCCCCCUUGAUUGUGGGGCAGCUUACUAAUGACAAUCAAACAAUGGAGGCCUGGAAGAAUGUCUUCCUGAUAAGCUCCGCCAUGUUAACCUGCAGUGGAAUCAUCUACGUGCUCUUCUCUGAGUCCACAUUACAGCCCUGGAACAGUGGCUGCCACCAACUGCCCGAUCCUGGACUCAAGGAGCUUCAAAACUUGGGAGCCACUAAGGAAGAUGAGGAGGAAAAGAAACCUUUGAACCCUGAAACCUCUAUCGACGAGGUCGACAAGGAGACCAAAACAAAAUCUGAGGGCAAUGCAUAGUGACAAGGGGCUGCGUCACUCCACUUUAUUGGCAUAAUGCCGUGUUAGUUAUGGCACCUACUAGCCGACCAACGUCUGAUAUGGCUUAUCGUCUUAUAUUUUUGGGUAAAUAAUUGCCAGCGGCUUGUGCGAGUUUAGCAACUCCAACCUCUAGAUUUAAGUGUCUUGUUUACCUUUUAAAAUGUACGAUUAGGGCUCUUCCUCUCCCCGAGAUUCAAUGUUUGUCCAGUGUGUGCUUUUAGUCAAAUAUAAUAUAAAA